AGCGGAAGAGAAAAACUUGUAAGCAAAGCUCAGGACCAAAAACUCCAGGGAAUGCUGCUCGCCGACAUUUCUGGACAGGUUACCCACUGGGAGAUCCACCACUAUCUCAGUCCCAUUGCUACCUAAGAUAGAGCUGGCCCCUGUUCCUGGAAAGGCGUUUGUGGGAGUAAAGAUGGAGGCCGGAGGGGAGCGCUUUCCUAAACAAAGGCAAGUCCUGAUACUCUUUCUCUUGCUGGGAGUGGCUCUGGCAGGCUGGGAAUCCCGUCGUUAUUUCGUGAUGGAGGAAACUGAGAGCGGCUCCUUUGUGGCCAAUCUAGCUAAGGACCUGGGGCUGGGAGUGGGGGAGCUAGCUGCGCGAGAAGCCCGGGUGGUGUCCGAGGACAACGAACCCUGGUUGCAGCUUGAUCUACAGACUGGGGAGUUGCUAUUAAGUGAGAAACUGGACCGGGAGGAGAUGUGCGGACCCACAGAUCCAUGUGUAAUGCAUUUCCAAGUGUUACUGAAGAAACCACUGGGAGUAUUUCGAGCUGAGCUCCUGGUGAGAGACAUAAACGAUCAUUCUCCUGAGUUUCCUGAAAGAGAAAUGACACUGAAAAUCCUAGAGACUAGCCCUCCUGGGACCGUGUUUCCUCUGAAAACAGCCCAGGAUUUGGACGUGGGCAACAACAACAUCCAAAACUACAAUAUCAGUCACAACUCUUACUUCCAUGUUUCCACCCGCAACUGGGGAGACGGCAGGAAAUACCCAGAGCUGGUGCUGGACAAAGAGCUGGAUCGCGAAGAGCAGGCCGAGCUCAGAUUAACCCUCACAGCGCUGGAUGGCGGCUCUCCGCCCAGGUCUGGCACCGCCCAGGUCCGAAUCUUGGUCUUGGACGUUAAUGACAACGCCCCUGAGUUUGCACAGACACACUACCAGGUGCAGGUCCCAGAGAACAGCCCUGUAGGCACCCUAGUUGUGAAGGUCUUAGCUAGGGAUUUGGACACUGGAACAAAUGGAGAGAUAUCAUAUUCCCUUUUUUAUAGUUCUCAAGAGAUAAGCACAACUUUUGAGGUAAACAGCAUUUCAGGAGAAGUUCGACUAAUUAAAAAACUAGAUUUUGAGACAGUAUCCUCAUAUGAGUUGUAUAUAGAUGCGUCUGAUGGUGGGGGACUUUCUGGAAAAUGCUCUGUCUCCAUUGAGGUGAUGGAUGUUAACGAUAACUCCCCAGAACUAACUAUUUCGUCACUUACCAGCCCCAUUCCUGAAAAUUCCCCCGAGACAGAAGUGGCCCUGUUUAGAAUUCGAGACCGAGACUCAGGACACAACGGAAGGAUGACUUGCUCCAUCCAGGAUGAUCUCCCCUUCCUCCUGAAACCAUCAGCGGAGAAUUUCUACACCCUAGUAACAAAUGGGGCGCUGGACAGAGAGAGUAAAGCCCAAUAUAAUAUCACCAUUACCGUCACAGAUAUGGGGACACCGAGACUGAAAACCCAACACAACAUAACCGUGCUGGUGUCCGACGUCAACGACAACGCCCCCGCCUUCACCCAGACCUCCUACACCCUGUCCGUCCGCGAGAACAACAGCCCCGCCCUGCACAUCGGCAGCGUCCGCGCCACAGACAGAGACGCGGGCGCCAACGCCCAGGUCACCUACUCGCUGCUGCCGCCCCUCGACGCGCACGUGCCCCUGGCCUCCCUGGUGUCCAUCAACCCGGACAACGGCCACCUGUUCGCCCUGAGGUCCCUGGACUACGAGGCCCUGCGGGCGUUCGAGUUCCGCGUGGGCGCCGCCGACCGCGGCUCGCCCGCGCUCAGCAGCCAGGCGCUGGUGCGCGUGCUCGUGACGGACGACAACGACAACGCGCCCUUCGUGCUGUACCCGCUGCAGAACGCCUCGGCGCCCUGCACCGAGCUGGUGCCCAGGGCGGCCGAGGCGGGUUACCUGGUGACCAAGGUGGUGGCGGUGGACGGCGACUCGGGCCAGAACGCCUGGCUGUCGUACCAGCUGCUCAAGGCCACGGAGCCCGGGCUGUUCGGCGUGUGGGCGCACAACGGCGAGGUGCGCACGGCCCGGCUGCUGAGUGAGCGCGACGCGGCCAAGCACAGGCUGGUGGUGCUGGUCAAGGACAACGGCGAGCCGCCGCUGUCGGCCAGCGUCACGCUGCACGUGCUGCUGGUGGACGGCUUCUCGCAGCCCUACCUGCCGGCCCCGGAAGCGGAAGCGGCGGACGCGGCUCCGGCCGCCGCGCUCACCGUCUACCUGGUGGUCGCCUUGGCGUCGGUGUCGUCGCUCUUCCUCUUCUCGGUGCUGGUGUUCGUCGCGGUGCGGCUGUGCAGGAGGGGAGGGGCGGCCUCGGUGGGUCACUGCUCGGUGCCCGAGGGCCCCUUUCUGGGCCACCUGGUGGACGUCAGCGGCACGGGGACCCUGUCCCAGAGCUACCAGUACGAGUUUCCAUCUUGCCAGUUCAAAUGGCCAUCAUAUCAGUAGUUUGGGUAGUCACAGCUGAAAUCUGAGUGGUGAGAUCUGAAUCAAGUCCAUCUCCAUUCUAAAUAUGAGCUAGCAGCAGCAACAGUAGAAUACAAAGAUCCAAGGAGAUCUGACAAACUGGAGUCCUGCAGACUGGGAACGGAAGAGUACCUGUAUGGCUGUGAUUCAUCAGGAAAACUGUUUAUAUGUUUUUCUUCCAGGUGGCAUGCAGCAGUGUGAAAAAUGUUAUCUAUUGGGGGAUAACAUUUGCCACUUCAUUGUUGAGAAUUUUUGCAUCAUUCAUGAGGGAUAUUUGUCUCUCUAUAUUUUUUCAUGUUAUCCCCUUGUCAGGUUUAGUUUCAGGAUUAUACUGGUCUCAUAAAAUGAGUUGACGAUUGUUUAUUCCACCUCUCUUUUAUGAAAGAGGUCGUGUAUGGUAUUUAUUAUUUCUUCUUUAUGUAUUUGAUAGAAUUUACCAGAAGCCAUGUGUGGCUACCAUUCUCUUUGUCGGGAAAUUUUGAAUUGCAAAUUGAACUUCUUAAAUAGACAUGCUGCAAUUCCAGUUUUCUAUUUCCUCUUGUGUCAGUUGGUAACUUGUGUUUUUUAAACAAUUUGUCCAUUUUACCCAAGAUGUUAAUACACUGGCAUGAAGUUAUUGAUAAUAUUCCUUUAUUAUCUUUUCAAUAUAUUUAGGAUCUGUAGUGGU
Kogia breviceps (pygmy sperm whale) is the source of this 3155-nucleotide messenger RNA. The record is from RefSeq and is a predicted model, not a curated record. NCBI's taxonomy places the organism in Eukaryota, Metazoa, Chordata, Mammalia, Artiodactyla, Physeteridae.